This is a messenger RNA of Maniola jurtina (meadow brown), 1139 nucleotides long. RefSeq lists its product as uncharacterized. The transcript has a single exon. The coding region runs from base 63 to 911 and encodes 282 amino acids. Lineage: Eukaryota; Metazoa; Arthropoda; Insecta; Lepidoptera; Nymphalidae. The record is from RefSeq and is a predicted model, not a curated record.
UUACGUUACGAUCAUUACUAAGUAAGAUACAUCAUAACUAAAUAUCUCUUUAAACAAUCAACAUGAAAACGUACACGAAGUUGCAAGUGUUAGUUAUGUACUGUUAUCUGUGCUUACAUUGCGCCUCGGGAGACCUAGUUGUGUCUCCGCCUUUUGAAUUUCGAAGAGAUCCACGGGAAAUAGGAGCGAAUACAUUAUCGCUUCCGAAUUCAAAUCUUCCUCCGCGCGCGUAUCAUGUGCCUCAGCAACAGAUAAUUCACACUGGCGCGAUGCAAUCGCAACCGGUGCCAACUGCAGAAAAAGUUGCAAUGGAAAAUUCCAGAUUCUCAUUCAACAGAUUUCUCAACUCAAUGAAUGAAUUUUCUGGUAUAAAUGAAGAGGAAUAUCAAAAAUUACGAGCAUCCAAUCACGUUGACGAGGAAAGUAAGUUCAACAUUCCAUCCUCUAAUGGCUUUGUGCGACAAAAUUUAGAUUCCUGGACACCGACGAUUCACGACUCAGCUUCGAUAUACUCACCUCCUACGUCGAUUCAACAUCAAUCAACAGGCAAAGCUUCACCCAAAUUUAAUUUAAUGGAGCCGGUUACGACAAAGAUGUCAAGUAAAAUGAGCGGGCUAAUGGGGUUGAUUCUCACUCUCCUCGGGUCCGGUUCAGAUAAUUUACUUAUGACAGGGUUUAAAGAUGUUCUUAUUGAUGGCGUAAUAAAACCGCUGUUAGUUGCUAAGGGUGGGCUGAAAAUGUUGAUAAGUAAACUAGCGAUUCCCGUGGUAGCGUUGGUUUUAAUAAAUGUGGAGGUUUUGAUAACCGUUUGGUGGUUGUGGGAUGACUGUCCGGCACCGCAACCAAUGCCAUACCCACCAGCUUAUCCGCAACCAGUGACUAACAACUAUGGUUAUAAUUCCACGUAUUAAGUAGGUAAUAGAAUUUUUUUGCCUUUUCUUCCUAAAUAUUUCUGUUACAGUGAUUAGGAUUAUUAAAAUGUUAUUUUUACUAUAAAUAAUUGUACGAGUACCUCAUAAUAAGUACUAAACAUAUAGUUCUAUGUGUUUACUGUCAAUUGAAUAAAAUAAUUAUUAUUAAUUUUUAAGAAAAGUUGUCGGUUUAUAUAAUUUUAUGUAUUUAAUAAAAUGUUUUUUGUA